Messenger RNA from Sphenostylis stenocarpa, 1440 nucleotides. Lineage: Eukaryota; Viridiplantae; Streptophyta; Magnoliopsida; Fabales; Fabaceae. The record is from the annotation of a GenBank genome assembly.
AUGGUACCUUCAAGUUCUCAUUUCUUAAUGGGGUGGUUCAAUGAUGGUGACUAUGUGCGUAUUGAUGAGUUAUCUUCCACAAGGGAAGAUCACACGAGGAGAAUUUCUGUUCUUCCUCUAGUAUUUCUCAUCUUCUAUGAGGUUUCUGGGGGACCCUUCGGUGUUGAGGAUACCGUGCAUGCAGCAGGUCCUCUAUUAGCCCUUCUGGGGUUCUUGAUUUUAGCAGUCAUAUGGAGUGUUCCCGAGGCUCUGAUUACUGCAGAGAUGGGUACAAUGUUCCCUGAGAACAGUGGCUAUGUGGUUUGGGUCUCUUCUGCUCUGGGACCCUUUUGGGGGUUUCAGCAAGGUUGGAUGAAAUGGCUAAGUGGGGUGAUUGAUAAUGCUUUGUACCCAGUUUUAUUUCUUGAUUAUUUGAAAUCAGGAAUCCCUGCAUUGAGUGGUGGUGUUCCCAGAACUAUUUCAAUUUGGGCUUUAACUGUGGUUCUCACUUGCUUGAACUAUACCGGUUUAACUGUAGUGGGAACGGUUGCUGUUCUUUUAGGUGUUUUCUCACUGCUUCCUUUUGUGGUCAUGGGAUUCUUGUCAAUUCCAGACUUGAAACCUUCAAGAUGGUGCGUGACAAAUCUUGAUGAUGUUGAUUGGAAUCUGUAUUUAAAUACUUUGUUUUGGAAUCUCAAUUAUUGGGACUCUAUUAGUACUCUUGCUGGAGAAGUGGAAAAUCCAAGGAGAACUCUUCCUAAGGCUCUAUUUUAUGCUUUGAUCCUCGUAGUUUCGGGCUAUUUCUUCCCUCUUUUGAUUGGGACUGGUGCUGUUCCCCUCAACAGGGAGUUGUGGACUGAUGGGUACUUCUCAGAUAUUGCUGAGAUGGUUGGAGGAGUGUGGUUGAGGUGGUGGCUUCAGGCUGCUGCUGCAAUGUCAAACAUGGGAAUGUUUGUAGCUGAGAUGAGUAGUGACUCUUUCCAGCUUCUUGGCAUGGCUGAGAGGGGCAUGUUACCUGAGUUCUUUGGCAAGAAGUCUCGUUAUGGAACUCCUAUAAUAGGAAUACUCUUUUCUGCCUCUGGUGUGAUUUUACUCUCAUGGCUGAGUUUUCAAGAGAUUGUGGCUGCUGAAAAUUUCUUGUACUGUUUUGGGAUGAUUUUAGAGUUUGUGGCAUUCAUAUUGUUGAGGAUCAAACACCCCAAUGCAUCUAGACCUUACAAGAUUCCAGGGGGAACAGCUGGAGCAAUUGCUAUCUGCAUUCCUCCCACAAUUUUGAUUUUCGUGGUGCUGGCUUUCUCCACCAACAAAGUUCUGGUUAUAAGCCUCAUUGCCGUACUGAUUGGCCUUGUAAUGCAACCUUGUCUCAAGAUUCUGGAGGAAAGGAGAUGGAUGAAAUUCUCAGUAAGUUCUGAGCUCCAGGAUCUUGACAAUCAAGAGAGCAUUCGCUCCCUUGUGGAUUAG